AACCUGAGCACAGAGCGUCCUAGCUCUUCAACAGGGAGUCAACCAAACUCCAACUUUCUCUGGGCAGUCAGCGUUCAGCACUCGGCCACGACGGACAGCAGAACGACGGGAGCAAACAUCUGGAUCGCAGAGAAAUUGCUCGCACGCAAAAGAUCAGUGGGCCGUUAUGAGUAGCCCGUGGUGACACGAUAUUCGUGGGCACGUUUUAGGAGGCAUCGGAUUUCCGUGCAACACACAGGCUCACUGCGAGGCAGCGGCGUGCGCGGUUUCUAUUUUUAGAAACGCGGGAGAGGAAUCAAUCAAACUGCGACUUAAAGCGGUGUUUUUGUGACAAUCGGCCGCUUUUUGCUGCUGCAAUCUUCCGAUGCGCGCGUCUGCGUCACCGGGAACUGCAUGUCACGGCUUUUUAUCAGCCUGGUUUCUGAUGCCAAACGGUGCCUUUUUUCUCCAAUGCCGCCCAGGAAUGCGCACCGCUGGACCUCAAACUUUUGCGUGAUGGAAUCCGCUGCGCUCGACGGUGACAGCGGCCGCAUUUCUUCCGGCACCUCGUGCACUUUCGCAUCUUAUCCCAGGUGUUAGAAUUACCAAAGAACACUGCAGUUUGGGACGUGAAUGGCAAGUGCUGUUGAACGACACAGAACCGAGGAGGAAAUCGCCGGGGCGCAUAUAACGCGUACUUUCUAUUAAGUUCCAGCGCGUCCUUCUCUCCGGCUCCCAUGGGAAUCAAACACUCGUCCCGCUGCAUGCUGCUCAGGAGAAAAAUGGCGGAGUCAGAGAGCACUGAGCAGCCACCGCCUCGGCCCGUCCGCGUAAUUCCAUCCCAGUCGGCGCAGCCCACCUCGCUGCCCAAGCCGGUGCCUUCCAUCCAGCAGGCCUCGCGGUCUCCUCUGCCUCCACACACGCCGCACGCUGCCAGUCUUUCUAGUUGUGCCGGGCGGGGGAAGACGUCUAAGUUCCUCAGCCCAGAGGACAUGACCUCGCGAGACUACUACUUUGACUCUUAUGCCCACUUUGGUAUACAUGAGGAGAUGCUGAAGGACGAAGUGAGGACGCUCACCUACAGGAACUCCAUGUAUCACAACAAGCACGCCUUCAAGGACAAAAUCGUGCUGGACGUCGGCAGCGGGACGGGGAUUCUGUCCAUGUUCGCGGCCAAGGCGGGGGCGAAGCACGUGUACGGGAUUGAAUGUUCCAGUAUAUCCGAGUACUCAGAGAGGAUCAUCAAGUCCAAUCACCUGGACAGUGUGAUCACCAUCUUCAAAGGCAAGGUGGAGGAGGUGGAGCUUCCUGUUGACAAGGUGGACAUCAUAAUAUCUGAGUGGAUGGGCUACUGCCUCUUCUACGAAUCCAUGCUGAACACCGUCAUCUUUGCCAGAGACAAGUGGCUGAAACCCGGUGGAUUAAUGUUCCCUGAUCGGGCCUCUCUGUACGUGGUGGCCAUUGAGGACAGGCAGUACAAAGACUUCAAAAUACAUUGGUGGGAGAACGUGUAUGGCUUUGACAUGACCUGCAUCCGUAAUGUGGCCAUGAGGGAGCCGCUGGUGGACGUGGUGAAUGCCAAGCAGGUUGUGACAAACUCCUGCCUCAUCAAGGAGGUGGACAUCUACACAGUGAAGACUGAAGACCUCUCUUUUACCUCCGCAUUCUGCCUGCAGAUCCAGAGGAACGACUACGUCCACGCUCUGGUCACCUACUUUAACAUUGAGUUCACCAAGUGUCACAAGAAGACUGGUUUCUCCACCGCACCAGAUGCUCAAUACACGCACUGGAAGCAGACGGUGUUUUACCUGGAGGACUAUCUGACGGUGCGGAGAGGAGAGGAGAUCGUCGGCACCAUUGACAUGAAGCCCAAUGAGAAAAACAUUGUGAGUACGGUUCAGUGUGAUGCUCCUCAUGCGUAGUGUGCGCUGUGGAAUCACAACAACAAA
Gasterosteus aculeatus aculeatus (three-spined stickleback) is the source of this 1928-nucleotide messenger RNA. Lineage: Eukaryota; Metazoa; Chordata; Actinopteri; Perciformes; Gasterosteidae. The record is from RefSeq and is a predicted model, not a curated record.